AUUUUCAGUCUGUGUGUCAUGGGAUGGAGCUUGGGUGUAGAAGUUGAUGUGAAUUUAAAAUUAAUUUAAAUCGUGUAUCAUAUUAAACAUUUUUCGAAUACAAAAAAGUGCUAUAACAACUAUUGUGUGAUUAUUAUUGGUCUUCAAAUAAAAUAAGUCACAGCGCUAAUCAGACAAGCAUGAUGCACCAGAACUGACGUUCGCCCAACGAUGCCGCCGCGAGAAUGAAGCACUACUCGAGCGGGCCGGCCACAGUCAAUGACUACUUUAUGAUGUACCUGGCGAAAUGGAAGCGCGCCGCUGUCGUCCUGCUGUUCAUCUGGAUAGUUGUUACUUACCUCGUUAUAUCUCCACUCAGAUGCAGUGGAAGCCAGGACGAAGUAAUAGAAUUUCAAGAGAGGUUAAAAAGGGUAUCGUCUCAGUUGGAGACUUUGAGGGCGCAGCACAGUAAUCUUAUAUCACAGAUUAAAAAGUCUUCGAGCCUCCAUGGUAACCUGAAAGACAUAGACACAGGGUCCCUGUUCUUCGACGGGGGACAGGGACCUUCGGAAGACUACGAGAAUCUCAGGAGAAGAAUAUUCUCCAACACCAAGGAGCUAUGGUAUUAUGUACAACAUGAACUGACCAAGGUGAUACAAGAAGACGGCAAAGCGGAGAAGAUACAGACGAUUUUGGACCAAAUUAGCGAGAGGAAAAGAUCUCUGCUCUCAGACCAGCAAACCCUCCAAGAGAUAGACGGUUACCACGAGUGGAGACAGCAGGAGGCGGCGAACGUCAGCGAUCUGGUGCAAAGGCGGUUACAUUAUCUACAGAACCCGCCCGAUUGUAAAGACGCUAGAAAACUCAUUUGUAAUUUGAAUAAGGGUUGCGGCUUCGGCUGCCAGCUCCACCACAUAGUGUACUGCCUGAUAUUCGCGUACGCCACGGAACGGACGCUCAUUCUCAACUCUAAGGGGUGGCGGUACAACAAUAAGGGAUGGGACUAUGUGUUCAUGCCGAUUUCUGAUACUUGUACCAGCGCCUACGAUGAUAAAGUGGUGCAGUGGCCAGUAACGUACGACGCCAAGGUGUUGUCUCUGACUUUCAUAGACUCAAUAUCGCAGAGGCCUAAGUUUUUACCGCUGGCCAUACCAAAAGACUUAGCGCAUAGAAUAACGCGGUUUAACGGCGAUCCUUCGUCAUGGUGGAUCGGUCAGAUGCUCAAGUACGUGCUCAAGCCGCGACAAGCGAUGCAGAAAGCGAUCAACGAUACCAUCGCUAAAAUGAACUUCAAAACGCCUAUAGUUGGUGUCCACAUACGAAGAACAGAUAAAGUGGGCACGGAAGCUGCAUUCCACCACAUUCACGAGUACAUGGCUCACGUGAAGAAUUACUACGAUCAACUGGAACUCACCAGGCCUGUGGAUGUCCGAAGAGUUUAUCUAGCUACUGAUGAUGCUAAUGUUCUAGAAGACGCUCGCAGCAAGUACCCCGAGUACACAUUCCUGGGCGACCCGUCCAUAGCGAAGACAGCCGCCACCCACCGCCGCUACACACCGUUGUCGCUGACGGGGCUGCUGGUGGACCUGCACAUGCUGGCCAUGUGCAACUACCUCGUCUGCACCUUCAGUAGCCAGGUGGGUCGUGUAGCGUACGAGAUGAUGCAGACGAACCGCGUGGACGCGUCGGACAGCUUCUUCUCGCUGGACGACAUCUACUACUUCGGCGGACAGAACUCGCACGACCGCAUCGCCGUCAUGCCCAAUUACGGACAGUACCAGGACGUGCCCUUCCAGGUGGGUGAUUUGAUCGGCAUCGCCGGCAACCAUUGGAACGGUUACGGACGGGGGACGAAUAAGAGAACAAACAUUAACGGUCUGAUCCCAUGGUACAAGACUGCAGACCACCUGGUCCUGUACCCGUUCCCGGAGUACAAGCAAGUGCCGCUGUAUGCAGACACACGGCAGAAGGACUUAUAAGCGCGGUAGUUUUACUGUCAGGUCUGUUUCAUUGUCAAACUAUUGUCGACUUUGUUGUUAUUGAAAUAGGAAGUAAAAUCAUUUGGCAUGACUGUGAAAUUGUCGAUUGAUGAUUCAUGUUCGUAAACUUUGUACUGCUUCAAGAAUAAAUGCGGUAUUAAUAAUUUGGGAAAAUAAAACUGGAGGCUUAACAUUUUUUGACGCAACCAUUUUUUUUAUUUUCUCAUUAGUAACUUACUUGAAUCUUGCUAAAUUGGCCCAGCCAAUGAGUUUUAGCGAGACAAGCAAACAUCAAUUCAUUUUCACUGAUGUUUUCAUUCUAUUUCAAUGAAAACAAGGUCGAUAAUAGUUUGACAGUGAAAAAUUCGUGUCGGCCCUUUUCCCAACUACGUCGGGGUCGACUUCCAGUGUAACCGGAUGCAGCUGAGUGCGAGUGUGCCACAUGGAGGGACUAAAGUUGAUGUGAUUCUCACGUGUGGAUAGUUUGAUUGUUUUUAUUAAAUCAUGGCGUUUGUUCUAAUUUGUUGUACUGUGAGGUACAGUCGGCGAAGGUUUUAGGUAUACAGGAUAAAUUGGAAAGAUACACUGAUUAAACUGCGUCAUAUUAUUUGCGAGGGCUAUAGUUACCGGCACGAAUCUUGAGCUCUGACCUUCACUUGCGCAGAAGUAAUUUAUUGGGUCCCUUUUGUGUUAUGAAGUGAGGCGCGGGGACGGACUAAAGCGGUGAUUGGCCCGCAGCGCAUCGCGUCAUAGCCGUCACACGGGAUUGGUUCUUUGCUAAUAAAUCACUUCUGCGCAGAUGUAGGUCACAGCUCAAGAUUCGUGCCGAUAACUAUACAAAAGGACACUAAAAUUUGAUUGUUAAUUGUGAUGAAUAUGAGCUUAUUUGGGGCACAGGCACAUUUGGAAGAUGACCAAAGAGAAAUCCUCUACAAGUUGAAUAAAACUCGUACAAAAUUCGCAAACAUUAAUUGAAGUCUUGACAUGCAGUGAUCAAUUCAAGUCUAUCCUGUACACCUACAUCUUUCGCUCAUUGUAAUAAUAUUUAUGUCGUGUACGAUCGUUGAAGUUUUCGUAAACGUCUUUUACGGGCUUGUUAAUUGUUAAUGACUGUCAAUAAUUACUAUAUUGUGAGUGUGGAAUACUUCUCAUUGGAUUCACGUUGAUUUUCAUAUAAUAUGAUGUUUCAGUCAUAAUAUUAUCUAAGAUAGGGUUCACGUUUGCUAAAACAUCUACUAAUUUGUGAACUAUUUGCGUGUGAGGAAGUGACGUGUAUUUUAUUUUUUAGCCGAAUGCGCAAGCGAGGUUAAUGUGUUUUUUAUUUGUAACAGGUAAAGCAUUUAAAAUAAACAAAUAAAAGAAACAAGGAAAUAAUAUAAAUCUGCUUAAAAUGAUACAAAAUUAACGAGCUUUCAAAAUUAAGCAUGACUUUAAAAAAGCUCAAUGUUGUGUGUAAUUUAGAAAAUUAUUAAUUCAUCUUUUGACUUCCUUUGAUACAAACCAAUUUUAUCUACUUUUAACACAAGACGACUUUCAUUUAUCGACACUUGUGUGAAGUUAUUAUACCUUACAUCGUACAAAUAGCGCAAAGGAGCGCAAAUUCCCACUUUGCGCAAAAGUUUGCGCAAAGUGGGAAUUUUUUUUUAAUGUGACGUAAUCAAUUUAUGAGCAGCUUCAUCGAUUUUUAAAUAAAAUUAACUUAUGCCUUUAUGAAAUGUUAAUUCAUUUUGCAUUUACUUUUCUACAAACCAAUAAUGUUGAUGAUUUUGAAUGACGAUUUAUCUAACAGUUGUAUAAUUAACCUUAUUAUAUCUAUCAGUUAAAACAUUCCAUUCUUGUUCCUUAAAACUAUUGUAUGAAUUAACCAUGGUUCAGAUGUUUCCCCAGCUUUGAUUAGUUAUGAAAUAAUUUGAUAUGAGGGUGCUAAAAUGAAAUGUCACAAAAAAUAUUUUGUUGAUUGCUUGUAAAAGUGAUAUUAAAAAAAAACACCCAAUUAAAAAAAAAAAACAUACACGUAUCUAAACCCAAGGCCAUAUUAUUCAAAAUUAUUUGAACUUUUUGGUUUGACCAAUGGUUUUUCACUCUAUUUUCAAAGUUUUCACUAAGGAAAUGGCAAUGAAAUCAAGCGUGUAUCACGGCCUAGUAUUGAUAAAAUAUCUCUGUGUUAUUCUGUGUUGAAUUGUGUUCGUUUAUACAUUUGUAUGUUUCUUUGACGCUGCUGUGGUUUCUAUGGAGUUUUGAGUAAAUUUCAAAGCUCAGAUAAUCUAAUUAAUAUUUAAAAUUUCAAAUAUUUCAACAAUUUUGUAACCUUAACUUAUAUUUUAUAUAACCGACAUCCAAAAAAAAUUGAGGUUUUUUUUUAGGUCCAUAGACAAUACAGCAGCGUCAAAUAAAAACUUGUGACGUCAAUAUACUCGUAUGUUAAUCGCAGUGAUAAAUAUAUUUGUGAGUCUCAGUGAUUAUCUUCUUAUUUUAUACAAAUGAAAUGUAAAAUAUAGGUACAAAAGUAAUUACUUAAAAUUGGCAACAGAUUGUGAGAUCUGAAACAAAACUCGGCCCAUGAUGAAACCCCAUGACCUGAGUUCUCUAGGCAAUUAUCGAAUAAAAACUAUUCUAACGAAACUUUUUGUUUUCUUUUUAUUUAUAGUUUGGUUAUUAUUUUUAAAAAACAAUGAAUUUAGAAAUUCUUUUUCGUUUCAACAUUUGCUCAUGUAAGUUAUUUUUUUGUUGUUUAUUUUUAUUUAUGGAUCUAUGUUUAAUAGUUAUAUCUACAUAAAUAGUAGCUAUUAUGUCUGAGAAGCAUUUGUAUGUGUUACGUGAUAUCCCAAGUGUAAACAAAAUGUGUAAUCCGAGUGCUAUGAUACGUACAUGCCUUAUAUCUGUUAAUAAUCGGUCAUAUAUUGUAAAUGUGUUACAAAUAUAUUAAAAGUAUAUAGUAAAAAUGAUGAAUAAAGUAGUAAGAAAUGUCAAGCAAAUUCUGGAAUUUUUAAUAGUUUUUUUUUUACGUUUUUUUGGUGUUAAAUAGAAUUUACAAUAUUCAAACGGUAGAGUACACGAACACAGAAAUAAUUCUUCCAAGUUUUAAUAUUUCCAUUUUAAGAAUGAUAGCAGAUACUUUUAUAAAGCACUUCUACAUAUUUUCAUGUUAUUCCAUAAUAUUUAUUUUUCCAUAGUAAGUAAUAAUAGAUUGUACUAGAACGGUGAUAACUCGUGUAUUUUUUAACUUUGUAUGUCGGAGCUUCUGUAAGAUGUAUGAUAAUGUAACAUGGACCUAAAGUGUGUGUAUAUAGCUUUAUAAUAUAGUGUAUAUAGAAAGGAAAAAUAAUAUAAAUAAAUGGUAACAUGUGAAGGUAA
Messenger RNA from Helicoverpa zea (corn earworm), 5312 nucleotides. RefSeq names its product alpha-(1,6)-fucosyltransferase (gene FucT6). Gene Ontology annotation, molecular function: alpha-(1->6)-fucosyltransferase activity. Bases 225 to 1958 code for a protein of 577 amino acids. Lineage: Eukaryota; Metazoa; Arthropoda; Insecta; Lepidoptera; Noctuidae. The record is from RefSeq and is a predicted model, not a curated record. The transcript has 13 exons. Gene Ontology annotation, biological process: protein N-linked glycosylation.